Stegostoma tigrinum is the source of this 2272-nucleotide messenger RNA. It is a transcript of the gene pih1d2, whose product is annotated as PIH1 domain containing 2. The record is from RefSeq and is a predicted model, not a curated record. Gene Ontology annotation, biological process: rRNA processing; box C/D snoRNP assembly. The coding region runs from base 409 to 1386 and encodes 325 amino acids. NCBI's taxonomy places the organism in Eukaryota, Metazoa, Chordata, Chondrichthyes, Orectolobiformes, Stegostomatidae. Gene Ontology annotation, cellular component: cytoplasm; ribonucleoprotein complex; R2TP complex. The transcript has 6 exons.
CGAGUUGCCGGGGCAACGGAGGCGCUUCGGCUCGAAACGGCUGAACCUCGGCGCCGUCCUCCGCGAUGAAGGAUGAUCUUCGAGGCAAGGACAUUACCAGCGAGAUGCCAGAGCGGUUUGAAAUUGCUUCAGGUUUAGAGGAAACCUUUAUGUUUUGAAUUUCGGGCUUUCCUACUUUUUGCUGUUUCCUCAGUGGACCAACGUUUCACCUAUCAGGAGAGCACAUCUCGAUCCCUCUGCUUCUGAUUGGCUCGAAACGAAUUGUCCGCAAGUGACUGGUUGGCAGGGAGCCAGUCAGAGCGCAGGUGGGAUUCCUCUGGCGGUGCUUGUUGAUGAACAGCUGCCCUACCAAGCCCUUCCAGUAUACAGUUUUAAGAAAGACUUUAACCAUUUGAAUUCGCAGUAGCAAUGGCAACUAAACAGUGUGAAAAGGAGAUGUUGCAACAGGUAAAUCAACUAUGGAGUUUGCUGGAUGAUAUGUCUGAAAACAGCCCCGAAGCAUAUCGAAAAUUUAUCCAGCAUCACUUAGAAGAGGGAAUGAAGCAGUUCAGUCCACCAGAGGCUUACAUCUGCUUUCAGACAAGAAUAUUGGAACUGAAUGAGAAGCUACUGUAUGUAAAUCUUUGCACCUGGAGUAAGGUCCCUGCUCCAAAGUCAGAAUCAGAUCCAGUGCCUCUUGGAGGGGGGAGGUUGGAAGAAACAUUAGAGGGCACAGAGAUUUAUUCAAUUACCGACGUUGCAUACAACCCAGAAGUUCUUAAGAAAGGAGAUGAAGAUCCUGUGGAAAAGGACCAAUUGAUUCGUUUAGCUAUAAAAUAUAUCGAAGAGCAGCAUUCUGUACAAAUAUCGCACUCUUACACCCUACUUAAAGGCAAACUAAAAGGAAGUAAAAAACAGAUGAAGCGACGACUGACAGGAGAGGCUGACACUAUGCAAACUGCCAAGCAAAUGUCAUCAGGAGACAGUGGUGUCUCAUUGCUUCAGAAACUAGCAAUGCUGAAAUCAGCAGACGAGGAAAAUGAAGAAAAUAAUACCCCAAUUUGCUUGCCGAGUGAUAUCAAACAUCCUAAGAAACAAGGACUCAUUGAAGAGAUUUCAAGUACAGAAUUUGACAGUGGCAUUAAAGUAGAGAGUCCAAAGUAUGAAUUAUUGCUCAUUAAAGAUGAAAACGCAAAGGCAAAAAUAGUUCAAUUGACGGUAGAGCUGCCUGGAGUGUUCUCUGUCAAAGAAUGUGAUCUCAGUGUUUCAAAGGAUGACCUUGUUAUUGAUGUAGCCGAGAAAUACAGACUGCAGCUUGAUCUACCUGAAACGAUUAGUGAAGACAGUGUCACUGCAAAAUUCAACAAAAAGUCUCACAUCCUGUCUGUGGAGAUGCCUAUCAAAUAACUAUUAAAUCUCUCUCUCAAUGAAAUAUAUAUGUUUUACAUUUAAUUAAAACAGAGCAGUACUAAAUUUAAGCAAAUUGUCUACUGACUGUCAUUUGAAAAGGACAGAUUAUAACUGGAUGAAAAAUUGGAUAAAACAAACAUUCUAAUUUACAUAUGUAUAAAACAUACAUUUCACAAUACAUCCUUUUUCAGUCCAACUAGUCCAUGUGUUCACCCAGUACUGAAGCCUCCUCUAAUCCUUCCUCAUCUAACACCAUAACCUUCUAUUCCCUUAUGUGCCUAUUAAUUUCUACAUAACUGCACCUGUGCUAUUUGCCUCAACUAUUCUGUCAUGACAAAUCCUGUACACCCAAUCUGAUUUCUUGACUACUUAAUGUUGAUGGCUUCUAGUAUUGCCCUUGACAACAAACGGUAACCCAUCUGCCUUUGUACCAACUUAAUGUAGAUGCACAUAUUUAAAACAAAAUUCCACUGGAACAUCUCUUGGCUUUCUCUUUUCAAUGAAAAGGCUCUACCUUCAUCAUCCUCUCCAAAUAGAGACAAACCUCAUACUUCAUCUAUCAUCUUCACAAAUUGUUUUUGAGUUCUUGCCAUUACCAUCUUCUAUAAUGUAAUGACCAAGCACAAUGCAGUAUGCACAUGUGGUCUAACAAGAAUUUAAUACCAGUUUAUCAUUACUUCCCUAGAAAGAAAUAACUGAAAAGUAGAGAUUAUUCAAAUUUAAUUACAAUAUGCAUGCAACUUAGAAUGAAAUUAACCUAAUAUAAAUGAACCUUGUUAUAAUUCUUGAAAAUUUCAAACUAAAUUUGACAAUCCCACUGAAGAGGGUUGCAACCUGUUCUGUGAGACCAUGUAAUGUGUAUGUUUACAAUAAAAACUGCUUA